Messenger RNA from Hippocampus zosterae (dwarf seahorse), 2960 nucleotides. RefSeq names its product cugbp, Elav-like family member 1 (gene celf1). NCBI's taxonomy places the organism in Eukaryota, Metazoa, Chordata, Actinopteri, Syngnathiformes, Syngnathidae. Gene Ontology annotation, biological process: mRNA splice site recognition; regulation of alternative mRNA splicing, via spliceosome. Bases 482 to 2014 code for a protein of 510 amino acids. Gene Ontology annotation, cellular component: nucleus; ribonucleoprotein complex; cytoplasm. The record is from RefSeq and is a predicted model, not a curated record. Gene Ontology annotation, molecular function: mRNA 3'-UTR binding. The transcript has 13 exons.
CUUAAUUGUCGGUGGGCGUGGGCCGGCGGGCCGGGGAUUACGCGGCGGCUGCGCGGUCGCAUUGACUGUCGCUUUUCAUUCCCGCUGCCCACUGGGCCUUAUCGCCAUGGAUCUGACACGCUGUUUAUCUGACGCUGCAGCCAGAUCUGCUGGCCUCAGGGAAACGCUCACAAAGGCCGUGGCUCAUCAGCAUUUUGAUUGUGGCCAUCACGCCCUCUGACCCCCCCCCCCCCCCCCCCCCCCGCCCGCCAUCCCGCCAGCAUCCCCGCUUCCUCCAUAGGCCUUUUCGCUGCCCGUGGCGUCGUCCUCCGUUUGGCCGGCGUUCCCCUCGGCCCCGUGUUCUGACCCGCGGUCCCCCGCCGGCCAGUUUGUCCUGGUGUGGAUCCCGUUGCUGUUGACUUUUCACAGAGCAGCGCGUUUGUCGACUUUGGCGGCUCUCGUCCUUGUUUGUGUUGAUUUUUUGCUUUCGCCCAAAGCCGCCAUGGCGUCUUUUAAGCUGGAUUUUCUCCCGGAGAUGAUGGUGGAUCAUUGCUCUUUGAACCCGAGUCCUGUUGGCAAGAAGAUGAACGGGUCCCUGGACCACCCCGACCAACCCGACGUGGACGCCAUCAAGAUGUUCGUGGGCCAGAUCCCGCGCUCGUGGUCCGAGGAGCAGCUGCGGGAGCUCUUUGAGCCCUACGGCGCCGUCUACGAGAUCAACGUUCUCAGGGACCGCAGCCAGAACCCGCCCCAGAGCAAAGGAUGCUGUUUCGUCACCUAUUACACUCGCAAGUCGGCCUUGGAAGCGCAGAACGCUCUUCACAACAUGAAGAUUCUUCCCGGGAUGCACCACCCCGUCCAGAUGAAGCCGGCCGACAGCGAGAAGAAUAACGCGGUGGAGGACAGGAAGCUGUUCAUCGGCAUGAUCUCCAAGAAGUGCAACGAGAACGACGUGCGGCUGACGUUCUCGCCCUACGGACAAAUCGAGGAGUGUCGGAUACUUCGGGGCCCCGACGGAUUGAGCCGAGGCUGCGCGUUUGUCACGUUCACGGCCAGGCAGAUGGCCCAAGCCGCCAUCAAGUCCAUGCACCAGUCCCAGACCAUGGAGGGCUGCUCGUCGCCCAUCGUGGUGAAGUUUGCCGACACGCAGAAGGACAAGGAGCAGAAACGCAUGGCGCUCCAACUGCAGCAGCAGAUGCAGCAACUCAGCGCCGCGUCCGUGUGGGGCAACCUGACCGGGCUGGGGGGUCUGGCGCCGCAGUACCUGGCGAUUUACUUACAGCUGCUGCAGCAGUCGGCCUCCACAGGGAACGCGCUCGGCAACCUGCACCCCGCUUCAGGUCUCAGUGCCAUGCAGAACUUGGCCGCCUUGGCAGCAGCGAGCGCCAGCCAGGCUUCAGCAAGCGGCUCCAGUGCCAUGACGACAUCAAGUAGUCCACUAAGUGCGCUAACGAGCUCAGGUUCGUCGCCCACCUCGAGCGGCACGUCGUCCGUCAACCCCAUCGCGUCUCUGGGAACGCUGCAGUCUCUGGCCGCCGGCACGGGAGCCGGCCUCAACGCCGGCUCGCUCGCAGGAAUGGCGGCGCUGAAUGGCGGCCUGGGCUCGGGAGGCCUGUCCAACGGCUCGGGCGGCACCAUGGAGGCGCUGAGUCAGGCGUACUCGGGGAUCCAGCAGUACGCCGCCGCCGCCGCCCUGCCGGGACUCUACAGCCAGAGCCUGCUGUCGCAACAGAGCGUCUCGGCCGCCGGCAGCCAAAAGGAAGGUCCGGAAGGGGCCAACCUGUUCAUUUACCACCUGCCUCAAGAGUUUGGCGACCAGGACCUGCUCCAGAUGUUCAUGCCCUUCGGCAACGUCAUCUCCGCCAAGGUCUUCAUCGACAAGCAGACCAACCUCAGCAAGUGUUUCGGCUUCGUCAGCUACGACAACCCGGUGUCGUCGCAGGCCGCCAUCCAGUCCAUGAACGGUUUCCAGAUCGGCAUGAAGCGGCUCAAGGUGCAGCUCAAGCGCUCCAAGAACGACAGCAAGCCCUACUGAGGCCGCCGCCGCUCCGGUAAGUGCGGCGGCCAAGGCGGCCCAUCCCUCCCCCCCCUGCUGACGGACUGGAUUCUUCCCGCGUUCCCGUUUGCCGUUCGUGCACUUUGGAUGCCAAAGUGCCGCGUUUUCUUUUGAACUCUCUCGUUUGCCGUGCUUCCUUUGAAACCUCGACGGUGGCCCGAAUCCUCGUUUUCUUUUGUAAAUGCGCUUCACUUUGCCUUCCGUCUUCCCGAGCCGCCGUAUAUGCCGCCAGUCGGCGAUUUUGUGGUCCCGUCGCCCGAUGCCGAGGACUCGCGACGGAGUGGGAAAUGAGUGACGGAUUCCCAACCGCGCAUCAUGUCGUGACGCGCAUCAUGUUUUUGUUUUUUUCUUCCUUAAUCAACCUCUGACCCAAUAAUUGAGUGACGAGCGACACGGCAGAGCAGACGCAAAACAAAAAGCUUGCGUGUCCCUUGGCCCAGACCAACCUGCGUGGCUUUUUCAGCGCAACGCGUCUUUUUCUCUAUCUCAGCCCUCAAACGGCUGCGAUGUCGCGUGCAGGCCGACCGCUGCCCCAACUUGCACAAGCCGUUGUAGAUUUCUUUUUUUUUUAAAAGGAGCAAUCAAUUAAUGCCCUCGGACGGGGAGGGGGGGGGGAGCAAGGGGGACAAUCCGUGAAAUGCGCAUCAUGCCCGAUGUGGGCCGAUGGGCCACGCGGCAUCACCGAGCCCACCCCAACACAUGAAUGCGAGACAACGACGUGUUUUCUUUUUCUUUUGAUACAAUCCGGCGCUGUGUCUUUGUUAAAAGCCCCGCAACGUUUAUUUUGUUUUGUUGUUUUUUUUUUGUGGGAGCUGGAGAGGGACAGAUCCGCCCCGUCACGGUGUGGCCGAAGGGAGGGGAGGGGGGGGGAGUUGUCGCGUUGCAAAAGUGUUGGGAGACAUUUUCACCCCCCCCCCCCCCAAAC